This is a messenger RNA of Miscanthus lutarioriparius, 573 nucleotides long. The record is from the annotation of a GenBank genome assembly. Lineage: Eukaryota; Viridiplantae; Streptophyta; Magnoliopsida; Poales; Poaceae.
AUGGGCUUCAAGCGCAGCCCGCCGCCGUUCCUCGCCGUGGCCAACAAGACCAACAAGCAGGUCUUCAGAGGUCUCCUGGCAGUAAACUUCGCCUCUGCAGGAUCAGGCAUUCUCGACACAACAGGGAGCUCCAUCAUCCCGCUGAGCAAGCAGGUGGAGCAAUUCGCCGCCGUGCAGCGCAACAUCUCCUCGCGCGUCGGCAACGGGGCUGCCGCCGACGCCCUGCUGUCGCGGUCCCUGUUCCUCGUCAGCACCGGCGGCAACGACCUGUUCGCCUUCUUCUCGCGGAACAGCACGCCGUCGGACGCCGACAAGCAGCAGUACGUCGGCAACCUCGUCGCGCUGUACCAGAACCAUGUGAAGGCUCUGUACGUGCUCGGGGCGAGGAAGUUCGCGGUGAUCGACGUCCCGCCGAUCGGGUGCUGCCCCUACCCGCGGAGCCUGCACCCGCUGGGCGCCUGCAUCGACGUCCUCAACGAGCUGGCGCGCGGGUUCAACAAGGGCGUCAAGGCCGCCAUGCACGGCCUCAGCCUGAGCUUCCAGGGGUUCAGGGGAAAUGAAAAGGGCAACUGA